AGCAGAACCCCGCCCCCAAAGUCCAGAAGGCCAGGACUUCACAGCGCCCAGAUGUCCCCAGCAUCACCUUUGGGAUCAAGACCAGCAGGGUCGCAGUGACGUCACAGGAGCAGCUGAGGGGGACCACGUGAGGACAUGGACCGCUUGUCUCCGGGAGACCCGGAGACCCCAGAGUGCCGUUGGGCGCACGCGCAGCCUCGUUCCCAGCCUAACACACCCGCGCUUCCCGGGCGGGUUCGACCCCGCAGCUUCCUCAUCCGGGACAUCCUCGCGGAACACCCGGGCCUGACGCGGGACAGACCCGAACCGUUCCAGACCGGACCAGGACAGAAAGGAGCGGACAGGAACACCACCCGCCAAAAAACAGCUGAAAGGGGCGGGGCUUCCGCGUCGCACCUGAAGAAGGCUCGAAAGGCUCGGACGGCGUUCAGCGAGCAGCAGCUGGCUCGUCUAGAGGGAAGCUUCCAGAAGCAGAAGUACAUCAGCAUGCACGAGCGAGCGGCGCUGGCGGCGACGCUGCAGCUGAGCGACGCGCAGGUCAAGACCUGGUACCAGAACCGCAGAACCAAGUGGAAACGCCAGGCAGCGCUUGCUUUGGACGGUGCCAUGUUCCCUCCCACUCACGGCCUGUACAUGAUUGCUCCGCCCAUUCUGGACCUCUACCAGUGCCACGCCCCACUGCUUGUUCAAUGAGAAGCCAGUGUGAUGA
Dunckerocampus dactyliophorus (ringed pipefish) is the source of this 709-nucleotide messenger RNA. RefSeq names its product barH-like 1 homeobox protein. Gene Ontology annotation, molecular function: DNA-binding transcription factor activity, RNA polymerase II-specific; DNA binding. Gene Ontology annotation, biological process: regulation of DNA-templated transcription. The record is from RefSeq and is a predicted model, not a curated record. Bases 136 to 693 code for a protein of 185 amino acids. Lineage: Eukaryota; Metazoa; Chordata; Actinopteri; Syngnathiformes; Syngnathidae. The transcript has 4 exons.